Trachymyrmex septentrionalis is the source of this 1071-nucleotide messenger RNA. RefSeq names its product trichohyalin-like. NCBI's taxonomy places the organism in Eukaryota, Metazoa, Arthropoda, Insecta, Hymenoptera, Formicidae. The record is from RefSeq and is a predicted model, not a curated record. The coding region runs from base 1 to 1071 and encodes 356 amino acids. The transcript has a single exon.
AUGACAGAGAAGCCGGAGGAAAGAGUAGAGAAAGAAGAAACUUUCAUAGCGCCGCAGGAGGUAGUAGGAAAUCGAGUAAGGAAUUGGGUUGAAAGCGGAGAGAAGUGGGGAGAAGGCUCGAGCGGAAAGGAAAGAACACAAGAACCGAAACAAGAAAAAGUGACAGAGAAGGGAAGAAGAGGAAGACCAACGAAGGCGGAGAGUAUUGGUAGAGGAAGAAGGGAUAGUAGCGGUAGUAUUGUAUCGCUGCUAUCAAAGAGGGAUCGAAGAAGUGACUCCGGUAGUGGGGAGGAAGGAGACGAAGAGAAGAACCGACGUUUGAAACGCGCGAAGGCUGCAACGACAAGCACGACGGAGGAAAACACAAAUAAAGAAAUGGAAAUGGAAAAGAUAGAGGAGAUAAUGAGAAAGCAAAAGGAGGAUAUAAUACGAGAAAUGAAAACAAUGCUAAUAACACAGCGAGAAGAAAUGGUGAAAGAGCUAAAGAAAGAGUUAAGGGAAGAAGUAAGAAUAGAAGUAAAGAAAGAGAUGAAGAAAGAAAUAGAGAGAGUUAGAGAAGAGGAGAAGAAUGCGAGGAAAAGGUUAGAGGGAGAGAUAGAGAAAAUGCGAAAGAUUAUAGAAGACUCGGAGAAGAGGAGGCGAGAUCAAGAGAGUAGAGAAAGAAGAUUAAACAUUGUAGUGAGAGGGGAAAAAAUAGAGGGGGGGAAAGUGAUAGAUGCAGUGAGAAGUGUGUGGGAGAGAAUGGGAAUGAAAGAUAAGGGUAUAAAAGUGAAAGAAGCGUUUAAACUUAAAAGUAGAGAAGAUGAUAGUUUAAUUUUGGUAAAACUGUAUAGUAUGGACGAAAAACGAAUGAUAAUGGAGAAUAAAUUUAAGUUAAAGGGUACAAAUGUGUUUGUGGAUGAUGAUAUGACAAAGAGUGAAAGAGACAGACAAAGGGCGAUGAGAAUGUGGGCAAAGAUAGAGAGAGCGAAAGGGAUGAAUGUAAAGAUUGGGUUUGGAAGAGCAUGGAUGAAUGGAAGAGAGUAUGUAUGGAAUGAAGAGAGAAAAUGUAUGAGUGAAAAGAAUUUUUAG